Protopolystoma xenopodis is the source of this 237-nucleotide messenger RNA. Lineage: Eukaryota; Metazoa; Platyhelminthes; Monogenea; Polystomatidea; Polystomatidae. The record is from the annotation of a GenBank genome assembly.
AUGAUUCAAUCCUUUAUAUGCUAUGCACAGUUCAAGCAGAUGAAGCAACAAAAGGUUAUGCAGGAUAAACUCCGUCGCAGAGAGUACGAAAUUGGUCUGCUCAAAUCUGAACUGGCAGCUAAGAAGCGCGAUCUUUCUGCAGCUACUAAGCGGUUGUACAAACUAGAGACUGCAAUGGUAAGUAUUCAAAGUGCCGGAUCUGAAGUGGCGAAAGAAUGUGGCGGUAUGUGUGAAUAG